Arachis duranensis is the source of this 1952-nucleotide messenger RNA. Its product is annotated as beta-fructofuranosidase, insoluble isoenzyme CWINV3. Gene Ontology annotation, biological process: carbohydrate metabolic process. Bases 86 to 1837 code for a protein of 583 amino acids. Gene Ontology annotation, molecular function: hydrolase activity, hydrolyzing O-glycosyl compounds. The record is from RefSeq and is a predicted model, not a curated record. The transcript has 7 exons. Lineage: Eukaryota; Viridiplantae; Streptophyta; Magnoliopsida; Fabales; Fabaceae.
AAAAAAGAAAAGAAAAGAUUAUUGUCACAGUUCAUUUGGUUCCUGUAAUCCUCUUAACUUUUCCCUUCAGUCCCUAAUUAUCAUCAUGGAGAUAUCUGCAACACUAGUAUUAGUGUUACUUGCCUUAUUUACUUUUCUGCAAAACGUUGCUAAUGGAUUUGAUUCAUGGCCACAAACUAACACUAUCAAUCCUUUCAAGUACAGGGUACCUGAAAACCCGCCUUAUCGAACUUCUUAUCACUUUCAGCCUCCACAAAAUUGGAUGAACGAUCCUAAUGGACCAAUGUAUUACAAAGGAGUUUACCACCUUUUCUACCAACAUAACCCUACUGCAGCAACUUUUGGUGAUGGAAUAGUAUGGGGCCAUUCAGUGUCCUAUGAUCUCAUCAAUUGGAUUCACCUAAACAAUGCUAUUGAACCAAGUGAGGCAUAUGAUAUCAUUAGUUGUUGGUCUGGUUCAGCCACAAUCCUCUUAGAUGGAAAACCUGUUAUCAUGUAUACUGGUAUUGAUCAUAACAGGCACCAAGUUCAGAAUUUGGCUAUGCCAAAGAACUUAUCAGACCCUUUUUUAAGGGAGUGGGUGAAACACACUCAGAACCCUGUGAUAAUUCCUAGUGAGGUUGCUGAAGUGGACAAUUUUAGAGAUCCAUCAACUGCUUGGCAUGGAAAGGAUGGUAAAUGGAGAAUAAUCAUUGGUGCUCAAAAGGGUGAUCAGGGGAGGGCAAUUUUGUACCAAAGUGAGGAUUUUGUUAAUUGGAAAUUAGAAGAUGCUAAUCCUUUUUAUGCAACAGAUAAUACUGGAGUAUGUGAAUGCCCGGAUUUUUAUCCAGUGUCCAUCAAUGGGACUAAUGGGGUUGAUUCAUCUGUCGAAAGUUCGAGUGUUAGGCAUGUCGCCAAGGUAGGCUACCUCAGAAUGGCACAUGACUACUAUUUUGUAGGAAAAUAUCUCUCUGAUGAAGAGAGGUUUAUUGCUGAUGCUAAAUUUACAGGAACUAGUUUGGACUUGAGGUAUGACUAUGGUAAAUUCUAUGCUUCCAAAUCAUUCUUUGACUAUGCUAAAAACAGGAGAAUAUUGUGGGGUUGGGUAAAUGAAUCCGACAGCGAAAAAGAUGAUAUUGAGAAAGGCUGGGCUGGUGUACAGUCAAUUCCAAGACAAGUUUGGCUUGAUAACAAAAGUGGGAACCGAUUAGUACAGUGGCCAAUCGAAGAAGUCGAAAAACUGCGAAGCAAGAACAUCAGUAUUAAUGGAGAGAAACUCAGAGGUGGAUCAAUACUUGAAGUAUCAGGUAUCACUGCAUCACAGGCUGAUAUAGAGGUAUUGUUUGAGAUUCCUGAACUAGAAAAUGCUGAAUCCUUUGAUCUCAGUGAUGUUGAUCCUCAACUACUCUGUAGUAAUGCUCCAAGGAGUGGCAUAAUAGGGCCAUUUGGUUUAUUAGCUUUAGCUUCAAAAGACCUAAGAGAGCAUACUGCAAUUUCUUUUAGAGUAUACAAAACAUCCAAUAAAUUUGUAGGCCUAAUGUGCAGUGAUCAAAGCAGGUCCUCACUGCAGAAUGGCCUUGAUAAAACAACAUAUGGAACUUUCUUUGAUGUAGAUUCUAAUGUCAGAACAAUUUCACUUAGAAGCUUGAUUGACCACUCUAUUAUUGAGAGUUUUGGGGAAGGAGGAAGAGUUUGUAUCAGUAGUAGAGUUUAUCCAAAGCUAGCUACUGGCAAUGAGGCACAUCUCUAUGUGUUUAACAAUGGAACAAUGAGUAUACUAAUCUCAAAAUUGAAUGCCUGGUGCAUGAAGGAAGCUGAGAUUGGACACGUGAAAAAUAUGAGCUAUAAAACUUGUUAGCAGGGUUUAGUAGUUAUGAUAUCAAUAAAUAUAGGUGGCCACAAGAUUUCCAAACCAAGUCCGUUUGUUAUAUGCACUUUUUUAAUGAUGAUGUAUUUUUCUUCUUUUUGGUCAA